Messenger RNA from Cottoperca gobio, 480 nucleotides. RefSeq names its product polyadenylate-binding protein-interacting protein 2-like. Gene Ontology annotation, molecular function: mRNA regulatory element binding translation repressor activity. Gene Ontology annotation, biological process: negative regulation of translational initiation. NCBI's taxonomy places the organism in Eukaryota, Metazoa, Chordata, Actinopteri, Perciformes, Bovichtidae. The transcript has 4 exons. The coding region runs from base 128 to 469 and encodes 113 amino acids. Gene Ontology annotation, cellular component: cytoplasm. The record is from RefSeq and is a predicted model, not a curated record.
AGAUGUAAACAAACAGAGGCAGCAGCCAUUAUUACAGCCGCAGAAGAAGAGUUCACACCGUUUGACCGUUUGGUCCGCUGCCGUCGAAUUAACCGGGGUUUCAGUGAGGCCGUGUGUCAGCGGGGACAUGAGAGACCCGAGUCUCAGCAGCGAGGGCAUCCGCAGCGGCUCCGAGGACGAGCCGUUCGCUGAGUACAUGUGGAUGGAGCACGAGGAGGAGUUCAACCAGCAGGUGGAGGAGGAGCUGUGGGAGGAGGAGUUCAUCGAGCGGUGUUUCCAGGAGAUGCUGGAGGAGGAGGAGCAGCGAGAGUGGUUCAUCCCCUCCAGAGAUCUUCCUCAGCUGCAAGAGCAGGUCGGGCUGCGCGUCCUCGACGCAGACGUCCACGCAGACGCAGACUUCGUGAUCUACAGCAGUCUGAACCCCAACGCCAAGGAGUUCACCCCGGGCAUCGAGAAGCACGUCAUGUGACCCGCCGGGGC